AGUUGUCGGUCUGACAGUGUGUCGAAUGGUUCUAUCCAUGCGCGUGCGUGUUGUGAAACGAAACGUCACACGCAGCCAACUAAUUUUAUUCUAUCAAGUUUAAUAAAAUUCUUUUGUCCUUAUAAUAUUCCAUAUUUUUGUAGUAUUUAAGAAAGACUUUAAGGAUAUCAUACUAUAUUGUAUACAUUAUUUGAUUAUUUUUAACAAAUAUGGGGUUGUGUAAGUGCUGUCAGAAUUAAACUAUUGUUUUUGUUAGCGCGAUAGAGGAAGGUGUGUUGAUGUUCAGUUAUUUUUGCUUGAACUUGAUGUGAUUACAACACGUCUAGUGCCAACCAGCUGUGCAGUGACUAAACAUUCUAUUUUUUGUUUUGUUGUUGUGCUGUAUCUGGUUGUAAAACUCGAAGAUGUCCAAGGUGUCGCUAAACAAUGUCCCAUCAAAUCCUCGUAUUAGUCGUCUAAGAACAUAUUCCAGGACUGAAAGCGAAACAUCAUGCGAAGAAGCAGCAAGAUUAACCGCAGAGGGUGCCGCCGCGGAUGAGGAUGACGACGCAUUUGACUACGGCGCCCUGCCUCCACCCCCAGAUGGGGGUUACGGCUGGGUUGUCGUCUUUGCUUCCUUCAUGUGCAACCUGGUGGUGGACGGAAUAGCCUACACCUUUGGAAUAUUCCUCCCAGAGUUGGUCACGUAUUUCGGAGAAGGGAAAGGAAAGGUCGCUUGGGUCGGCAGCUUAUUGUCGGGAGUUUAUCUUGCUGCAGGUCCAAUUGUAUCGGCGCUAUGCAAUAAAUUUGGUUGUCGGGCGGUGUGCAUUGCCGGCUCGUUGAUAGCUACAGUUGCUUUCGUGCUAUCCACAUACAGCAAAAGUGUUACUAUGAUGAUGCUCACUUAUGGACUCCUUGGAGGUAUAGGGUUCGGUAUGAUCUACCUGCCUUCGGUGGUGGCUGUGGGGUACUACUUCGAAACGCGGCGGUCCCUGGCUACUGGUAUCGCUGUAUGCGGAUCCGGAGUGGGCACCUUCAGCUUCGCACCACUUGCUUCACUAUUGCUCAACGAGUUCGGGUCAUGGCAGAAUGCGAAUUUGCUUUUGGCUGGCCUGAUAUUGAACUGCGCCGUAUUCGGCGCGCUGAUGAGGCCUUUGGUUUAUCCAAAGUCCUCUGGUGAAAAACCUUUACUGCAGCGUAUGGCUGAAGAGAAAAGACUGCAAAUGGAACGGGGUUCAAUCGGCGGUUCCUACUUUGUGGUACAACUACCCGACGGUAGCAUGGAGAAAAGACUGAAGGCGCCGCUAAAUGUGGAUCCUGGUGUUCACUCUUCACUGAACCUGGAGGCGCUGGCGCGUGUCCCAACACUGCCCAACAUGACCGGUGUGCCCACUGUCCCUACACUGCCCACCAUCACGGAGGUGCGAGUGGCUGACGACAACGGAAACAACAAGAAGAAGAACGAGAACGGCACAGCCCCUGCAGGUCCCGGCGUUGGUGUUGGUGGAACGCAGAUGUCUCGCAACGUGUCCUCGCCAGCGUUCAGCUCUCAGGCGCCUGGUCUACCCAAGAAUGGAUCCGUGCCAUUCUUCGACCGUCAGCGCAAGCAGAGCACAGGAGAUAGGUCAGCCAAUGAUAGAUUCAAACCGUCCCUGGCUGCAAUUAGAGCCACGUCCAAAACUUCCAUGAGUAGUUAUCGUGCCCCUGAUGGUGACACGGAAAGUAUGAUGACCUCAAAGUUGUCAGUCGCUGGUGGUCGGGAAGGCCCGCGCAUGGUGCGACCCAUGUCGCGAAAGGAUAUCUUCUAUUCCGGCUCCGUGCUCAAUCUGCCUCAGUACCAGAGUCAGAAGUCGCUGCAGGGUUACAGGAAUUCAGUGCUCAGCCUCCCUCAGAGUAGGCAGACGGGUGACUUGGAGAGGCAAGAACAAUACGACCUAUGCCCGUGUUUGGCGCUGCCCACGUCGUUCAAGUCUGCGCUGAGCUCGAUGCUGGACGUGAGCCUGCUUCGUGACCCCGCCUUCAUGCUCAUCGGCGUGUCCAACGUGUUCGGCAUGGCUGGCCUUUAUGUGCCCUUCGUGUACAUCGUCGACGCUGCCAUGCUUAAUGGUGUGGAUCCGUCGCAGGCGUCGUUCCUGCUGUCCAUCAUCGGAAUAACGAACACCAUCGGGCGUAUCGCGUGCGGCUGGGUCGCUGAUUUCCCCUGGAUGGACUCACUUUUGCUCAACAAUUUGUGCCUCGUCGUUGCCACGAUAUCAGUCGCUGCGACACCGUUCUGUUCGUCGUACGCCUGUUACGUAGCUGUGGCUAUUGCCUUUGGUCUGGCGAUUUCCGGUUACAUCUCCCUAACUUCGAUCAUUCUCGUAGACCUGCUAGGUCUGGACAAGUUGACGAAUGCGUUCGGUCUGCUGAUUUUGUUCCGUGGUGCGGCCGCCAUCAUCGGCUCACCGCUAGCUGGUGCCGUCUACGACGCGACCAAAAACUAUGACGCCUCCUUUUACAUGGCAGCUGCUUUCUUUUUAGCGGCUAGCCUUACUUCCUUCGCGUCACCCUUGUUCCGCAGAAAACAAGAGGAGAUCCAACAGCCAUUAGAUGUACUGACGCCCAUCGACGAGGACCUCGAAGAAGGCGAGGAGGAGGAUCCGGACGACACUCCGAUCACCAUGGGCGCCCACCUGGCCUCGCGGCCACCAGCCAUUACUCGCACCGCGGCUUCCCCGUCCGACCCGCCGAGUCCGACCAGCCCCGCUAGUUCCACCAACCCCAACCACAAUAGUCCACCCGAACUGUCGCAGCGGGAGAGCGUGCUGUAAAGAGUAAACGAACCACGUUAGAAGUUACACACCUAGUCAAAUGGUUCAAAAGUUUUUUUUUUUUAAUUUCUUUUAUCUUUAUUGAAAGCCUAAUGUAAUUUUUAUAAUCCAUACAUACUAUAUGUAAUCAGAAUGAAAAAAUCCACGGUUAUUAAAUAACUGAAACGGAUAUAGUUUUUCGAGUAUUGUUCUGCUAGACAAAUGGCAAACGAGUUUAAUAAAAGAUACCUUUCUUUAUCAUAUGCAUAAGAUAGAAAGAGACAGAAAUGAAUGAAUAAAUGAAAGUAAAUUUAUUUCUCUCACAAAAAUAACAUAAUAAAACUUCCAGCAACAUAGGUUACAAUUUAAAACAAUCUUUGUGAGACACUGGUGUUGGUACUAGGAUAACUUGUCUCCCAACUCAAGGACAUUUAUUUUAUUUUAUUUGUUAAAGUAAGAGUAUACAAAUAUAUAUAUGAAUUAGUAAAAUCUAUAUGCUACGUGAAUGUACUAGUAUGAGUGAGAGGGUAAAUGAAAAGUGAGGUUGAAUGCGUGUGUGUGCGUGAUGAAUGACCAGUCUCUUUUUCUUUUUCAUGAGCGCGAAAUCGUAUCUAUCGAUAAAUUCGUGUGCCACUUGUAUAAGGGGACUAGAUUGAUCUAAAAGGCAAGGAAGAAAACAGUCAUGGUAAUAAUAAUUUACAAUGGGACUGGUAAUCCGCAUUACUAACUAUAUCUCUCCCCCCCCCCCCUGUUAGCAAAUAGCUAUGACACUAUCAGAUCAAUUUCCACGUAGCUACACUUGAAUACCACUAUACUUACUUAGUCCAUGGUGAAUUCGUCACGAUGAAUCAACUAACCUGACUUGAUCCUCACCUGUCAUUCUUCAUUAGUACUCUGCUAACAUACACUUGUAGCGCAGACAGGGUUACUGUUCCAUUAAAAAAAUGUUAUGACAUAAGAAUAGUCAAAAGUAUUCCUUUAUUGUACUUAUAUGUAUAGAUAAUUAAAAAAAUAUAUAUUUGUUAGUCAUUAAGCCUGGAUGUAUUGUUUAUGUAUUAUUAAUUUAGGGAUUAAGAUGUAGCUUGACGUGUCUGUAUAUAUUUACAGACUUGAUGUGAACUUCUAACGUGGUUAACCAUUGUCUGUAGACAAGUGUCAUAGUUUCAAAAACGUUAUUCUUUUAGUGGAUUAAAAUGACCCUUAUUUUUAUAUACGUAGAGAACAAGAAUCGUUUACAAACCGCACGAGAGAACGAGACGACGAAACGUAGUAGCUCGUUCUCUCUGCAACUUUUGUAUAAAUGAAAACUAUUUGGAACACUUGACCCUUGCCUAGGAUCUUCGAAUAGUAAAUUUCGAUUAAACCUUUAAAUAGUUGUCAAUAAAUUAAACUAAUUAUACGAUCUCAUUAAAGGCAUUAUUCUAAAGGUUACUCGAAAUAUAUUAGUUCCCAUUUAGGUUCAAUGAAUAAUAAGUGAUAUAUUAAGUAAGAACAAUGUACAGUAACUGGUAUAUAAUAGAUCCAAUGAGAAACAUUUAGGGAUAUGUUACACUAUGAAAUCUAAAAGAUCAUUCCUAUAUUAAUCGUACCAAAUUAUAAAGCUAUGAAAAAAAAAAUUGAUAAUGUAUUUAAAAUUUAUUUUAAUAUCAUGUAAUAACAAAAUAAUUGUUUUAUUAACAUUAUUGUACAAAUAUUUGCUAAAUGGUAUUAAGAACACAUCGAUAUUUUAACAGUUAUACUCGUAAUUUUAAACCAUACUGCCAUUUAACAUUAUUAAAUAUAUAAAUAUUUAAUUAUUCAUUUGGUUCCCUUUCUACUCCAUUUUGUUUAAAUAAACUAUAAUUUAGGAAUGACUUUCGUUUUUAAUCUAUAAUUUGUAUGUAUUAAUUUAUGACUAUAAGACAAAUUAUAAUCCAAAUAUUUUGUGGUGUAAUAUUCCUCUAACCUUGACCAAGUUGAGCUCAUGUUGUGGAGUUACCAUAGUUUACGUGUAUGGACCUGGAAUUGACUGCAAGCAAUAAGCGCAUAUUAAGGUCGCUACGCAUUUUAAAAAAUAAUAAUGAAAUUAUAACUAAGGUUCUUUAUUCCAACGUGCCAUAUAGUUUGUCGUGGUGCUACGGUGAAUAUAAUGUCAAUGUAACGUCACUACAAUUUUAUUAAUACUCAAUGUAGAAAAUGCACUAAACAAAUAAAUUAUCCAAUCACUGCUAGCAAUAAUGAUAGUACUUAUACGCUCUAAGUACUUAAAAUCAUACGAAUUAUUAUGUCGGAUGUUUUAAUUCCAUAUUUGAAAUUGCAUAUUGUAAUUGCAGUUGUAUAUUUUUAGUAAUUGACAAUAAGUUGACACACAGACAAAAAUAUUAUAUUUUACUCAAUUUUAAUAAUGACUCAGUAAUUUCUCGUGAUCAAAGUAAAUGUAUCUGUAAAUAUAUGAAAAGAAAACUGAACACGUGUAAAUAAACAUUUAAUUAGAUAGGAAUGUUUCCAGAUUAUUGACGCCAUCUUAUAUAAGUAUUACUGUCACUAUUUUUCCCUUUCUAAUCACUUUCUAGAAGUUACCGUAUUUCCUUCAUAUGAGGCAAGAUGGAAUUCAGAAGCGAAGUAUCUAAGUUAUAAAAAAUAACAAUGAAAGUGUAAUGUAGUGAAAUAUCUCAGGUGAACGUGUAAUAUUAAAUAUUAUAUUAAUUCCUAAUCGUGUAGAACUAAAUAAUAAUUAUAAACAUACAAUUAUUGUAUACGUUUAUAUAAUGAAAAAAAAAAUUAAAGGAGAUAUAGUUCUCCCGCAUUUAUAAGUUAUAUUGAUAAAUGCCAUUUGCACAGAAAGAAAUAGACUAGUUUCAACUUGAAUCGAUUUUAAAAUCCAAUUGAAUAUAGACCUUGCUGCAUUAAAUAUAAGAUUUAAAUUGAAUAUAAUAUUGCUAUCUCACGAAAAUUAUCCGGGUGACAACUGAAUCUACAAUUGGCGGAUGCGUGAUGGCUCGUAUGACAUUAGCCAAUUAUGAUUGGUUUUUGCGCCAAAAGGAUUUCUAUAUUGUAACUUAUAAACAUUGUAGAACUGUAUUUCUAUAAAAAAAAUGUGUUCGAUUUAUAUAUAUGUAUUGUCUAUUAUAAAAUGUUACUAAUCUAUAUACAUUUUUCAUAAGUGACUGUCAGAAUAAUUUAAGAUAUAAAAAGGGAUAAAAAUGGAACGAUGGAUGAUACAAUGAACUCGUUUUGAUGGUAAUACUGCUUGUAUUUAUAUAUUUCUUAUGGUGGAUCCGCAUCUAUGCACGCGUAUGUAUAUAUCGCAUAUUGAACGGUUAUGGACGCGUCAUUUAACGCUCUUGGUAAUCAUUUGCGGAUGUACCCACAAUUACGUUUUAAACACGUAAACCACAAACUUCGUGCGCGGGCGCAGGUGUAGAUCGCCUUUAGGUAGUGAAUAUAGAAUGUUUGCCUUUUUAAUCUUCCUAGAUAACAAUUUUUGAGCUUGGCUUUUACUGGUAGUGAACUUGUGAGAAACCCUGUAUGUACUGAUUAUACAAGUCAUUGCAGUUUGCAUUAAUUUUAAGCGAUAAAUAUUGUUUUAUUAGAGAUUUUUGUCUCGAUGCGCGUAAAAUAAAUUUUAUAUGUGAAAAUGCGAACGACAAUGACGCCAACCGACACGUCUGUCUUUAUAUUUUGUGCCAUCGCCUAUAAAGAAGUUAAAUCUGUAAAUAUGCGGCUCUAAUUAAUAAGUAAAUAACAGAUAUAAGUAAAUGCAACGCAGUCAAUUUUCUGUGCAUCAUUCUAUACCAAAAACAUGAUGUUUCUUUAUAACGUCGUGAAAACAUAAGCUAUGUACUUGCCAGUUUAUUAAUGUAUAUACCAAUAUAAGAGUAUAGGUACAUAAUAUAUUUUUAAAAUAGAUAUUUUUUUGUCUAUAAAAUGCAUAAUUUAGAUUUAAGCAUUAUUAAGAUAUGUAUAGAAAUGUGAAAUGAAAACAUUAGCUCUAGAACGGUAUUAUGUGAUAAAAUCGUUGAAACAUUUAAUUUUUAACAUUUGUAUUUUAUUAUUGUAUUAAUUAACAAUAUGCCUAUAAUUAAAUUUUAGAUUACGUUCUUAAGAUUUCAUGUAAAGUGGUAUAUACAAAUAAAUAUUAUAAUAAUGUACUAAAGGAUAUUCAGAAAGUUAUGAAUGGAUGUUACUGUUGUUAUAGCUUUAUGUGAAAACCAAACGUGUUAUUGUUUGUAAGAAUUAUUAAAAAGAAAAUUAAGAUAUAAUGAUAAUUGAUUAUAUACAAUUUAAUUGUGUAUUACCGUUUACAUGUAGUUAUAUUAAAUAUAAAAUAACGAGUCAAACAUUUCAUUUAUGAAAUGUCUAAUUCGGUUCUAUUUGAUCAUUGUUACAUUUUAAUUUGAAAUACAUAUGUAUAUAUUGUUUCGACUGAACAAUAUUAAAGAUUAUACCUCUUAUGUUUUGACAUAAUAAAUCCAAUAUUUGUAUAAUUAUGUGUACGUUUCUUAUAUAUUUCAUUCAGUAUUGGCUCAAAGUAUUGUUUACUUUUGUUGUUUAUAAUAACUGUUUGCACAUUGUCGACUAUUCUUAGCCGACUUCGAAAGUGGAGCAGGUUAUUUAAUGUUAUUGAGCAUGGGCUAUGAUUUAGUGAUUUGACAGGUUUUAUCAAAAUCUAUAAUAUUUAUUUUGAAAUUGAUAUUUUGGUAAAAAUAAAUGUACGAAUUUCUAGCGGGCCUAAAUCCUUCUUUAGUAUGUCAUUUUUUUUUUUCUUUGUAAUGUUUUUAAAUAAAAAUUAAAUCUUGGACGUUCCAUGUAAUCUUAAACUAAGCGGAAUUUGAACAAUAAGCACUGAACAUAUGAUAUACUAUAGAAAACCUCUAUUCCCACAAAAUUUUUGUAAGAUUUUCAGCCGAAUUCAUAAAAGUGGAGGUUCUCAAUUUAAUUCCGUCCGUUAAUUUUAAACCGAUUUGGAAAUUAUUUUUUUUUAACUCAAUGGAUAUACUUACGUAGAUUGGUUUAGGACCAUGUUUGGAUGUUUAGGACAUUGUUUUUUUUUUUUUUCAAAAGAAGUAAUUUAGUUUUUAAAUCAAAAUAAUUUUAUUUGUGGAACACAAUCCUAAAUAAAUCCACACCUGUCAUUCAAUUGGCUGAACAAGUGUUUAAUAUAAACAUACAAAUUAAAUCACUAUUCUGCGGUAUUCAAACCUGUAAUCAGCGUUUGUUGAAGCGGUGUAGUUUUUUAACAAAUUCUCAUUAGGAAUAAGAAAUGGCCACAGUUGUACAGAAGAAAUGUACCUAGUGAUUAAUCAGACUUGUGGCUUACUGUGCCAAGUAAAUAAAUUGUUAUAGAAAUAAUAAUGUAAGAAAAUUAUAUUUUUGUGUAAUUAUAAAAAAAAGUUAUUUUAAUAUUUUCUAUAACAAUUUUCUUCAAACUCUCAAUUUACUUGGUUACAGAUAGUGAUUAGGAAGUGACGAUGAAGCCUGUAAAUCUACGUGUUAAAGUAUGUAAGAACUCUGAAAUUGUUUAUUGUUUUUUGUAAUGAAUGGUCGACAAUGUGAGAACAGUUCUUGAGCAAUAUAUAUUGUAUGUUUGAUUUAAGAUUUCUACAAUGAAGCCUGGCGCACAACGCUUGCGCCGUAGGCACAAGCAAGCUUAUUGUUGAAAAGUCCACCGAAAUUCACUUUUGUAAAUAAUCGAUUCAUUAAAUGAUGAUGAAUGACACAA
Galleria mellonella (greater wax moth) is the source of this 8469-nucleotide messenger RNA. RefSeq names its product monocarboxylate transporter 13. NCBI's taxonomy places the organism in Eukaryota, Metazoa, Arthropoda, Insecta, Lepidoptera, Pyralidae. Bases 405 to 2789 code for a protein of 794 amino acids. Gene Ontology annotation, molecular function: monocarboxylic acid transmembrane transporter activity. The record is from RefSeq and is a predicted model, not a curated record. Gene Ontology annotation, biological process: monocarboxylic acid transport; transmembrane transport. The transcript is spliced from 14 exons.